Molecule: messenger RNA, 1217 nt
Organism: Thalassophryne amazonica
Lineage: Eukaryota; Metazoa; Chordata; Actinopteri; Batrachoidiformes; Batrachoididae
Gene: tbpl2
Product: TATA box binding protein like 2
Exons: 7
Coding region: 283-900 (205 amino acids)
Biological process (GO): DNA-templated transcription initiation
Molecular function (GO): DNA binding; RNA polymerase II general transcription initiation factor activity
Source: RefSeq, a predicted model, not a curated record
CACCCGCCCCAGAGCUCCACCUCCUCACUCGAAGACCCCUCCUUCUCGUCCAUGAAGACGGGAGCAGGGCUGAGCAAAGAGAUUAGUGAUGAGCUAGACCUCAGUUUCCUACCUGAUGACCUCAGCACAACUGAGGCAAUUCAGGACAAAACAGGUGAAAACACGGAACGAGCAGAGACCCAGAAUGAAGAUCUCAAUGAUCUCAGGAUAGUGUAUUGGACGUAAACAGACAGGUCUCCGGGUUCUACAGUGGCAACUGAGCGCUCAGAGGGUUCAAACACAAUGGGACUAGGGAUGGACCGCAACACCCUUUUGUCCCAUGACACCCAUGACCCCAAUGACCCCUAUGACAGAGAAAUCAGGAAUCACCCCACAACUGCAGAAUAUCGUCUCCACAGUAAACUGGGAUGUCCUCUGGACCUAAAGUUCAUUGCACUCCAAGCCAGGAAUGCCGAGUACAACCCCAAGCGUUUUGCUGCCGUUAUCAUGAGGAUCAGAGAGCCACGAACCACAGCACUGAUCUUCAGCUCAGGAAAGAUGGUCUGCACUGGAGCAAAGAGUGAGGAGCAGUCGAGGCUGGCAGCACGGAAAUAUGCCCGUGUGGUGCAAAAGCUUGGUUUUCCUGCUCGCUUCCUGGACUUCAAGAUCCAGAACAUGGUGGCAAGCUGUGAUGUCUUCUUCCCCAUCAGACUAGAGGGAUUGGUUCUAACCCACCAGCAGUUCAGCAGUUAUGAACCAGAGCUGUUUCCAGGUCUCAUCUACCGCAUGGUGAAACCUCGCAUCGUCCUUCUCAUCUUUGUUUCUGGGAAAGUUGUCCUGACGGGAGCCAAAGAGCGAGCUGAGAUCUAUGAAGCAUUUGAGAAUAUCUAUCCGAUCCUCCGGGGCUUCAGGAAGCAGUGAUGCUGACAAAAAAAAGGUGUUUUGGAAAUAGAUGGUGUAAAUGUCUUGUUUUGUCUAGAAAUAUAGCAUUGUGGAUGGUAUGUAAUGCAUUUGUUUGUUUUUUGAAUUCUGCUUAAAAUUUUGCCAUUAUUAUUAUUUUUUCUAUAUUGGGAAUCUAUAUUUCUAUAUUGCCACUAUGGCAAAAACUUGUAUAUAAAAAUGCGUCAUGUUCCGUAUAAUCUGAGUCUGAUUUCAAUAAUUCUGCCUUAUAGUAAGAUAUUUCUUGUGAUUUUGAAAUUGUUACACUUUGAUCAAAAGUUCAAGGAAAUAAACAUCAA